AUGUCCCAUCGGGAAUGCAUAUAUGGAGCGUCAGAUCGCGACACGCCUGUUUCUCUCGCUCCUUCAGAGUUUUACUUGCAAUUUCACGAACGAGAACACUCCAAAUUCUCGAGCAGUGAAUCAUUUACCACCAAUAACCUACAAAAUGACGGCACUCGAUCGUCCCCCGAUGUUGGCUCCAACCUCGAUUCAUCCCAAAAACAAAACCAAAUUCGCCCAACCCACCCGGAUCAGUCGGGAUUGUCGUCGAUAGAUGACAAUGUGAAUUUCAAUCAUAUGGAAUUGAUAAUUCAUCUAUUCAUUGACCAUGACGUUUUUAGCCUUGGCCUCGGCGACCCCAGCUUUGCUACCGGCCCUUCUCUUUCCGUUGCGCUUAAGAAAGGGCUGCAAUUUCCAUAUCUCCUUUAUCAAUGUCUUGCUUUCUCUUCUCUUCAUUUAGGCUUUGUACGGUCCGAUAAAUCGAGCAUGUACAAACACCAAGCGGCGACUUUACAGACUCGAGCCCUUUCCCUGUUCAACUCUAUGGGAACUAAUGUCGAUGAGUCCAACUGCGUUAGCAUCCUCUUAUUUUCCGGUGUCCUCGGUCUCCACCUUCUCACCGACACGCUCGCUGAGCGGGCAUUAGGUAGUCUCGAUGCUUUUGUAGCGAAGUACGUGCAGUGCAUUGAGAUACAUCGCGGUGUCUACUCCAUCGCUAUUGCCGCGUGGCCAUACCUCGUGAACUCCGAACUCGAGCCCAUGAUCUCAUCUAGCUCAAGAUUUACAUCGCGCACGCCAACCGGCGAUGACAGUCAAAUUCUUUGCAAACUGGUCGAGUCUAGCAGUAGCCUACGGGAGGAAGAUAAGAAGGCUUGUCUGGAAAUGAUUCGGUACCUACAGAUUGGCUUUGAUGCUGUAUCUACAGAGUUAGAGGAGGGCUAUAAGCAUUACAUGAUUUAUACGUGGCUGAUGCUGGCGCCUCCGAAGUUCACAGAUCUCUUGACAGCGAAAACGCCUGAAGCCCUUGUCUUAUUAGCAUACUACGCUGUUUUGCUGUUCCAUGGCAGAAAUUUGUGGCAGGUAGGAGAUUCCGGGCUGUAUAUUAUUCGUAAUAUUACGGAAUAUCUCGGUCCCAAGUGGCAAACCUGGCUCGACUUUCCACAGAAAAAAAUAAUACAAGAUUAA
Molecule: messenger RNA, 1164 nt
Organism: Talaromyces rugulosus
Lineage: Eukaryota; Fungi; Ascomycota; Eurotiomycetes; Eurotiales; Trichocomaceae
Exons: 1
Coding region: 1-1164 (387 amino acids)
Biological process (GO): regulation of transcription by RNA polymerase II
Molecular function (GO): DNA-binding transcription activator activity, RNA polymerase II-specific
Source: RefSeq, a predicted model, not a curated record